CCGGGACGUGCCUGCGCCUGCGGUCGCCGCGCCUCGCUCCGCUCGGGCCUCCACACUCCCGGCCCCGCCGGCUUCUACCGUCCCCCGCCCAGCGGCCGCUCGCUGCCUUGUUGUGGGUUUCCGAGUUCGGUUGCUUGAGGAGGAUGUGAUUUUUUUGGGUGAUUAUUUCUUUUUACUUUUAUGAUUUGAGAAAGAAAAAAAAACUCCGCACCUCAGGCCGUGGACAGCGAAGCGCCACCAGGCGACCCCACGUGUAUGCGCACCAGGGAACGGGAGUUGGAAGCAAACUUCUUCCAUUUGGCCUUGAGGCCUCAACUGUGGACUUAAGGCUUGGGGCCAUGACCCUCAUGCUGGACAGGUGGAAGCCUUUACCUGCCCUGGGCUGGACUUGAGCCUCGGACCUUCCCCGGCAUUCCCUCUUCCUUGCUCCCCUCGCACACACUGGACACCGUGCUAGGCCGGAGCACCUGGCUGCGGCGACAUGGAUAAGUACGAGGACCUGGGCCUGGAGGCCAGUAAAUUCAUUGAGGACCUGAACAUGUAUGAGGCCUCCAAGGAUGGGCUCUUCCGAGUGGACAAGGGUGCGGGCAACAACCCUGAGUUUGAGGAAACACGCAGGGUGUUCGCCACCAAGAUGGCCAAAAUCCACCUCCAGCAGCAGCAGCAGCUCCUGCAGGAGGAGACCCUGCCCAGGGGAGGCCGAGCCCCAGUCAGUGGUGGGGGCCGCCUGGGCCUGCAGGCCCACCGGGAAGCUGGUGUGGGCAGUAAGCUAGCCCUGGAUGGUGCUGCCAAGCCUCCUCUAGCUGCAUCUACGGUGGCACCUGGGGCAGCCACCGCCAUCACUGCCAUGCAGCCCUUGUACCCACCGCAGGAGCAGAAGGCCAGGCCGUAUGCCCGUGGCAUGAGGCAUGGCAGUCAGGACUAUGGCUCUGAGAAGUGUCUGGCGAGUUCUGAGAUGUCUGCUUUCCACCUUCCGGCUCCCUGCGAGGACUCUUCCUGCCUCACUCAUGGAGACUAUUACGACAACCUCUCUUUGGCAGGCUCCAAGUGCAGCAACGAGCUGGGAGCAUCCCCUAACAUCAGGCCGAAUGGAGGGAGUGGGUGGCCAGGACCCUCAGGGAGUGACCCAUCACUGCCCAAACCCUCCGGGGACCAUCGCAUGUACCAACCACAGCUGUCCCAGAGCUCCAGCAGGUCGUUUGAGAGUGGCCUUGGUGGCCAGAAUGGUGGCAUUGGUGGCCAUGGUAGUGAGAAACCAGCGGGCCCUUGGUCCACCUCCUCCUCCCAGCGGGUGAACUCUGGACUCCCUUCCCCAGGCCCAGAAAAUGGGCCUCCCCUGGGGCCUGCUCAGUCCAGGGCUCCUUCUUUCUCGGCACCCCUCACCCUGAGCUGCACCCGUCAAGGAGUUCUUCCAAGAACAAACUCAGGGGAGGGGAGUGAGGUUUCCGGUGUGAUGUCCAAAGCUACUGUGGACCCGCAACCCUGGUUCCCAGAUGGCCCCAAAUCUUACCUUUCUAGUUCUGCCCUGUCAUCCUCGUCUGCAGGCAUGGACAGCUCACAGAAGGCUGUGGCUUCUAGGCUAGGUCCCAAACCCGGCAGCACAGACCCUGGCACUGGUCCUAAGCUCAGCCCCACCAACCUUGUCCAUCCAGUGAUGUCCACCCUGCCUGAGGUAUCUUGUAAAGAGGGUCCCCCUUGCUGGUCCCCUGAUGGCAGCCUGGGGCCUGUGCUCCCAGAGAGCCCUAGUCCCCCUAGGGUGAGGCUUCCUUGCCAGACCCUUGUCACUGGCCCUGAGCUCGGACCAUCGGCCGCCGAAUUGAAAUUAGAAGCCCUCACCCAGCACCUGGAGCUGGAGAUGGAUGCCCGCCCGAAGGCUGAUUACUUUGGAGCCUGUGUGAAAUGCAGCAAAGGGGUCUUUGGGGCCGACCAGGCCUGCCAAGCCAUGGGGAACCUCUACCAUGACACGUGCUUCACCUGUGCAGCCUGCAGCCGGAAGCUGAGGGGAAAAGCCUUUUAUUUUGUCAACGGCAAAGUGUUUUGUGAGGAAGACUUCCUGUACUCUGGGUUCCAGCAGUCUGCUGACAGGUGUUUUCUUUGUGGACAUCUGAUCAUGGAUAUGAUCCUGCAGGCCCUGGGGAAGUCCUACCACCCCGGCUGUUUCCGCUGUGUCAUCUGCAAUGAGUGUUUGGAUGGGGUGCCCUUCACUGUGGACUCAGAGAACAAGAUCUACUGUGUCCGAGAUUACCACAAGGUGUUGGCCCCCAAGUGUGCAGCCUGUGGGCUUCCCAUCCUUCCACCUGAGGGCUCAGACGAGACCAUCCGCGUCGUGUCCAUGGACAGAGACUACCACGUGGAGUGCUACCACUGUGAGGACUGCGGCUUGGAGCUCAAUGAUGAAGAUGGCCACCGCUGCUACCCACUGGAGGACCAUCUGUUCUGUCACUCCUGCCACGUCAAGAGGCUAGAGAAAGGCCCCUCGCCAGCCACCCUUCACCAGCACCACUUCUAGCCAGGGCCUGGGACAGACCUCCUGGGCACGAGAAGCCAGGCCUUCACAUGCAGAAAUCCGCCAGUUGAUUUCCAGUGGGGAUGGGAUGGGGGAGAGGAAGUAUGGGCAGGCAGGUUCCCACACAGGUGUGCAGGAUGCCUUUCGCUGAACCAGGGAGGUGAAACACGACCUGUCUGGUGCAGGCACCUUCCAAGUGCCUCUCUCUGCUGCCGCACCAUCGUCAGGUUACUCAGAAAGACACCCAGCAAGUGUGUGGCAUACGACAGGGAGAUCCAUGGGUGAAACCAGGCAGACCCUUCUGUCCCCACUGGGAACAGUUCCUGCUUCAGAGGGAGAGGUUCAUCUUCAGCGGAUUUCACAAUGUCGCCUGAAGAGAGAGCUCAGCUAUUGAUAUGGUCACCUCUUUCCUCACCCCCUUAGGGAAAUACCUGCACCCAGACACCCACCUCUCUCUCUCUCUCACACACACACACACACACACACACACACACACCCCAAACUUGUUGCCGUUAACUCCGUUCUGACUCAUGGCGACCCCAUGUGUGUCAGAGUAGAGCUGUGCUCUGUCGAGGCUUUGAUGACUGGUUUUUUGGAACUAGGGCGCCAGGCCUUCUGAGGCACCUCUGGGUGGACUUGAACCUCAAACCUUUUGGUUAGUAGCCAUGUGCAAAUUGUUUGCACCACCCAGGGACCAUCUCACACACACAUGCGCUCACACACACACACACAGAGCAUGGUUUAAAACUUUCUUUCAGCCCAGAACUUCAGUUCUCCAGUAGAAUGGUGACAAAUUUGAGUUGCCUUAUGGUAAGAGGGAAGCUCUGUCGUGGGAUUUGUACCCUAGGAAGAAUUUAUUUGGUCAACCAGAGCCAAGUUUUGAAGUAAGUGAGCAGGGUGUCCUCCCUGCGCCCCUUGAAUGCCCCUGGGGCUGUAGGAGAUUUGUCCUGUUCUAGCAAAGCUUGCUCUGAAAGAACUUGGUGCAGGCACCAGGCCUUUGUCGCUUGCCUGUUUGUGCUUUUUUCCUCUGAUGCUCUUGAGAGUCUGUGACUUCAGAGCCGCUCCUACAAAGGGAAGUCUCAGGGUCCCAUGUGGGGACGUCUCUCGUGGCUGUUUUAGCUUAUUUAAUAAUAGGCUUUGGGGGAAGUCCUGCCCACAUGCUGAGAGAUAGCCCCUUAUAAACAAGGGCAGUUUUUGUGUGUGUGAGAUCUCUAAGCCAGCAUGGAGGGAGUGCCUCGGGAUAAGUUAUUGUAUUCAUUUCACAGGUUUCUUUCUUGCUCAGAUCUUGGCACAGGCAUUAUGUUUAAAGAAACCAGUAUAAGGUACACUGCUUUUAUCUUUUUUUUUUUUUUUAAGUUUCCGUCCACUCUGUCUUUACACACACAAAAAAUACCUCGUAGAUAAGAUCUUCACCUAAUCACAGAUUCAGGAGGAAUCCAGCCAUCUCCCUGGACUCAGAUACCUUCUUUGGUGUUAGGAAUCUCCGGUCCAUCAGGGCACUGUAAGCUUCACGAAAGGGCAGCUGGGAAUAGAGCCGAUUAAAAGCCAGUGCUGUUGCCGUCUGUGUUUCAUCAUUCUGGCGCCCCGGGGCAGCAAGGGCUAAGGGAGGGCCACACACUGGCAAGAUGUCAAGGCCACAUCUGCACUGAAGAGGCAAAAUAUGCCCUGCAAGUCACACCCCUAAGGCUGGAGGUCAGUGUGGCUUGGUGCUCCAGUUUGAAGCAGCAGCAAGAAAGGCCGGGUGCCGUUUGCCCUCUCAGCCAACGGGGAGACUUUGGCAGCCUGGUCUCGGGAGGGUGUGCCCAUUUCACCCCUGCCAGCCAGCUGGGAGCACAGUGGCUCCAGGGUGCACCUGCCACCUCACCCCACACCAGAGUGAGAGGUCUGGGCCAGCCGAGGGCGUCUAUGGAGCCCUGUGAACUCAGACCCAGUUCCAUUUCUAGGCCAGGCUUUGACUCGUCUGAUGGCAGUUUUCUGUAGGAAGCACAGAAUUGGUGCCAUGGAUCAUCCUUUUCAUUUUGAUUAAAUUCAUUCUGUGGGAAUCCUUGCACUAGAUGUCACUUUGGCCCAGGCUGUGUGCUUUUAUUGGUUCUUUUUCACAGGCUCGGGCUUGUGAAACCCCAAACACACAUGGCUACGGAAGUGAACCCCAGAGUCUCGCCUCUCUCUUCCCUUGCAUUUAGCAGGGCUCAAGGCUAAAAGAAGCCUGGACUAUGUUUUAACCAGUCUCCACCAACGUGGGACUGUUUCUGGCCUUGUGACAGACCUUUGCUCGCUUUCAAUUUAAGCCUAGUGAAGAAAAAUGCCUUGGAGCCACAGACAGAAGUAACAGGGAUUCGCUUGCAAAUUGGGUAAUUGGUUUUAAAAAUCUAUGAUUAACUUUUUGAAUGAAUCCUUUAAAGUGGCCUUGAUUGAGGUGAUUCAGGUAUCUCUGCAAACAGGCCAUUUUGUGGUGUUGAAGAACGAUAACGGAAUAAGAGAAUCUGGCGAUGUCCUAGAAAUCCAGUAAGCAGACUUCUCUCGAUGCCAGUUUCCCUGCGGAGGGCAGCUGGUGAGCUGCUUGCACCAGUUUUCUCACUCUUGUGAACGUGUCUCUCCUCAGGCCCUUGCACAAAAGCCAUGAAGAGACAUUUACCUACCUGUUACUUUAAACGUUCUAUAAAUUAUUAGCCAGAAGGAACUGUAAUGGGAUUAUAGAAAGGAAACACAAGGGCCUGGUGUUUAUUAAGCUUAUUAAAAGUUAAGUUUGUUUUAAAAGUUAGAGCAAAUAGACCUUCUUGAGUUCCCUGGCCAAGGAGGAGGGCUAUGGCCCGAUUCCAGACCUCAAAGCCAGCUUUCUCCCUUGCCUCCUUUUGCCCUUUAGCUUUUGUUCACCAUCUCCUGGUUUGUCUUCCCACCCCCACCCCCAGCUUGGGCCGUUCAAAAACUGGGUGGCCUGAGCAAAGCCAGUUACCCCGUUGGCCUGCUGUAUCAGGAUUCUUUCCCUCUCACGUGAUGUCAUUAGCCCAUCUAUUGUUGGGUAAAGAGUGAUGUGUUCCUGUCUCAACACCAAAUGGCAUCUAGUCGUCCCUGGGUCAGUGCCUGCAAAUGGCAGUAGGAUUUCCAUUUCUCCGUGAUGCGAGUGCUCGAGUGAAAACCCUUCAGCAGAAUCCACAGGGGUUAUGCUGGUGGGUGCUGGAUGGCUGAUGGGACAGUCAAGGAAUUCUCAUCACCUUCAAGACUCAUUAUCACCUCGUUUCUGUGGACUUGAGUCACACUUCCAAAAUGAAAAACAGGAUCAUUAGGACUUGAGAGAAUUAUUUGGAAUUCAUGAUCCUUUGCAUUGCAGUCCUUUUAAGAUUGUUUUUGUGUGUCAUUUCCCACGUGUGUGGAAGCAUGAGAGCCGUGAUAGCUGCUGGUACCCUUGAAGGGGUGCGUGCGAGACUUGGUGACCCCCACACCAUUGUUGCUUCAAGCACUUGUUAAAACUCUGUGUGCCAGGAAACCAAAUUCUUUGUUCUGUCCGUUGUGCAAGAAAUAAGGCCUGAUUUCCUAGUUACUAUUUGAAAUGACUUUCCAAAGUAAUAGAAAAAAAUGAGUAAAAUAUAUUAGCUAUCUACUGUUCUGAGCCAGAACUGGGCAGAUGUGGGAAAUUUCCAUAUAGUGUAUGAAAAUUUCACUGUGCAGGGGAAUUAUUCUGUUUCUUCUUUUACUAUUCAAAAUAUUGUUACUAUGAAAUUAUCCAAGAUAUUGCUACUAUGAAAUUAUCCAAAAUAUUGUGACAAUAAAACUGCAUUAAUUUGUAGACUAUUAAAGUGCUCCCCAACCUGA
Molecule: messenger RNA, 6316 nt
Organism: Loxodonta africana (African savanna elephant)
Lineage: Eukaryota; Metazoa; Chordata; Mammalia; Proboscidea; Elephantidae
Gene: LIMD1
Product: LIM domain containing 1
Exons: 8
Coding region: 482-2509 (675 amino acids)
Biological process (GO): positive regulation of miRNA-mediated gene silencing; regulation of DNA-templated transcription; negative regulation of hippo signaling
Cellular component (GO): transcription regulator complex; P-body; nucleus
Molecular function (GO): transcription corepressor activity
Source: RefSeq, a predicted model, not a curated record